GAAGAUGAGGAUGCAGUGGCUCAAUGCAUUACUUUUCAUCUGGAUUCACUGUCAUAUGUGCAGGACAGAGUUUGAGCUGACUUUACUCCACACUAACGAUGUUCACGCACGGGUGGAGGAGACCAACAAGGACUCGGGCAAAUGCACGAAACCGCCUUGUUUCGCUGGAGUCGCGCGGAGGUUUGCGAAAAUCAAACAAGUUCGUAGCAAGGAGAAAAAUGUUCUCCUGCUGGACGCGGGCGAUCAGUUUCAGGGGACCGUCUGGUUUAACUUCUACAAAGGCGCAGAAGCGGCGCAUUUCAUGAAUAAACUCGGAUAUGAUGCGAUGGCCUUAGGAAAUCAUGAAUUUGACAAUGGAGUGGAUGGCCUCCUAAAACCUUUCCUUCAGGAAGUGAACUGUACUGUUCUUAGCGCAAAUAUUAAAGCCGAUCAAACGAUUGCUCCUCAGAUCAGCGGAUACUAUCUCCCAUAUAAGAUCUUCACUGUUAACUCAGAGAAAGUAGGUGUUGUUGGUUACACGUCAGUGGAGACCCCUGCUUUGUCUCUACCAGGCCCCCAUCUCCAGUUUGAGGAUGAGGUUACUGCUUUACAGACUCAAGUGGACAAACUCAUCACUUUGGGUGUUAAUAAGAUCAUCGCCCUUGGACAUUCUGGGUUCAAAGUGGACCAAAAUAUCGCAAAGAAAGUUCGAGGAUUGGAUGUUGUGAUUGGAGGGCACACCAAUACAUUCCUAUACACAGGAACUCCACCAUCCACAGAAGUUCCUGCAGGACCAUAUCCAUUCAUGGUCCAGUCAGAUGAUGGGCGCCAGGUUCCUGUGGUCCAGGCCUAUGCCUUUGGAAAGUAUCUGGGAUUCCUAAAAGUGACUUUUGAUUCAAAUGGAAAUGUGGUGAAGUCUUCAGGCAAUCCAAUUCUUCUGGAUAACUCAACAGCACCAGAUCCAGUCAUUCAGGCUGAAGUGGACGCUUGGAGGAAGAAUCUGGCCAAUUACUCUGCUCAGCAUGUGGGACAGACUCUAGUCUAUCUCAAUGGAACAUUUGAGGAAUGUCGAUUCCGUGAAUGUAAUUUGGGAAAUUUGAUCUGUGAUGCCAUGGUCCAUAAUAAUAUUAAAUACGCUGAUGAAAUCCAGUGGAACCAUGUCAGCUCUUGUAUUCUGAACGGUGGAGCCAUUCGAUCACCUAUUGAUGAGCGAAACAGUAAUGGCUCCAUCACAAUGGAGGAUCUGAUCGCUGCGUUGCCAUUUGGAGGUACAUUUGACCUGGUCCAAAUGAAUGGAUCGACUCUGCGAGAGGUCUUUGAGCACUCCGUUCGCAGAUACGGAGGAAGCACUGGUGAAUUCCUACAGGUGUCAGGGUUUCAGCUGGUGUAUGAUUUAUCAAAAUCGCCUGGAAACCGUGUUAAAAGCGUGAAUGUGCUCUGCACUGAGUGUCGAGUGCCCCGUUAUGAACCGCUCAACCCAAAGAAGGUGUAUAAAGUGGUGCUGCCCUCUUACCUAGUGGACGGAGGAGAUGGAUACUCUAUGAUCAAACAACAGAAACUCAAGCAUGACAGCGGAGACCUGGAUAUAGCAGUUGUUGCCAGCUACAUCUCGGAGAGAAAGAGAGUUCAUCCAGCUGUGGAAGGACGGAUUCAGUUCACAAGCUCUUGUAUUGGACAUCGAGGAUAUAUGUCCACUAUUCUGCUGGUGUGGGUACUCUGGGUCACGUUUGUUUAGUCGUUUAUUAUGUAGCCAUUUGUGUGUCAUUGUACAGUCAGAGAGAACAAAAGACACCUUUAAUCCAAAGAUUAGUUACUGUCAUAGAAGCAAACAGAUUAACUGGCAACACUGUGAUGUAGUAAGGAUCAAAGAAAGUCACAAGUUCUUAUUCUAUAGGGAUCUUUUGAUCACCUCUUUAAAACUCAUAGAGGGUAUACUUAUGCUGAAUCUCACAAAGAGAUGACCAGAUCAUAUUUCACUCCAAAAUCGUUUGUGCUUAAAAAGCCUAUUUUUAGGCCCAUUAAGGAUAUUUUGGUCAUAUUUCAUGAUAAUUCAGCUAAUCCUAACCUCAAAUUCUCAUGACUGCAAUGUGAAAAUUAAAAAAAAGUAGAAUUUACAUUAUGCAUUAUGGUAGUAUGAUUUAAUUCAUGUUGACUUUUAUUGUUUUGUAUUGAAGUAAUAAUUUGGUCCUCAAACAGACAUUUUCUUUAUUCAAAAUGAUUAUUUUCUUCUCAAUUAUGACCUGUACAUCUUUUCAUGAGAUUCUUAUAAAAAAGGGUAAAGUUAUUUAUCUGUAAUUUGUUUCUUGAUGAUGAUUAUGGUUAAUUAAACGGCACAGCUUGUGAUGAUUAUAGAUAGCAGUUUGUCUGGCAAGACAUCUCCAUCCUCUUUUUUUCUAAGGUAGCUAUUCAUAUUUUUACAAAGCAUUUAUUUUAAAUAGAUUAAGAUUUAUUGUAAAACACAUAACCAGGGACAAAGCUGCUGGAUAUAUUAAGAUUUUAUUUACUGAGCACAAAGCCAGAAGUGCAUUUACAAAACAUUUUUUUCAGUACUUUUAUUUUGCACAUGGCUGUGACACUAUAUGAAAUGUCUCAGUUCUGUCAUUUUUUUUUAUUUUUUUUACUUGUCUGUAUCUUGUGUCUUUUUGAGUGUCUUCAGGGACCAUCAAGAGUGUAAAAUGUUUAUUUACAUCUGAUCUGAAGAAUGUUAUCAUGCUGAUAAUGACAUUAUGUGUCUUGAAUCACAAUCUACUUGAUCCAAACCUUUUGUUAUUAUCAUGCUUUUACUACUCGACUGUAAAAAUAAGGCAGGUUUCCAAUGAAUAGCCAUGGCAUACAAACCCCAUUAAAGUCAAUAAAUAAUUGUAUUUUAGUAGUGCAA
Molecule: messenger RNA, 2857 nt
Organism: Sinocyclocheilus anshuiensis
Lineage: Eukaryota; Metazoa; Chordata; Actinopteri; Cypriniformes; Cyprinidae
Gene: nt5e
Product: 5'-nucleotidase, ecto (CD73)
Exons: 9
Coding region: 5-1714 (569 amino acids)
Biological process (GO): AMP catabolic process
Cellular component (GO): plasma membrane
Molecular function (GO): metal ion binding; 5'-nucleotidase activity; nucleotide binding
Source: RefSeq, a predicted model, not a curated record